Molecule: messenger RNA, 2442 nt
Organism: Fusarium sp. VM40
Lineage: Eukaryota; Fungi; Ascomycota; Sordariomycetes; Hypocreales; Nectriaceae
Source: the annotation of a GenBank genome assembly
AUGCGUUUCUCCAUCUCUAGCGCAGCCGCCCUUCUGGGUCUCGCUGGCUCAGCCGCCGCUCAGGGCCUUCGAUCUUCGGCUUACACCGACCCCAAGACUGGUAUUGACUUCCAGCAGUUCUACGACGAUGGCUUCACCCUCGGUAUUGCCGUCCCCGAGACCCUCGGCAAGGACUUGAUUGCUCAGAUGGUCUUCCCUCACGACGAGAAGAAGGGUUGGGGUGGUAUUUCUUUCCGUGGUGGCAUGGUUGGCGGUCUUCUCUUCGUCGCCUGGCCUAACGGUGAUGAUAUCGUCACCAGCUUCCGUCUUGCAAGCUCCUACGCCAAUCCUGACGUGUACACCAACAGUACCGUCAAGGCCACCCCUAUCCCCAAGGGUACCUGGAUCAACAGCACUCACGCCUCGUACACCUUCCUGUGCGAGGGCUGUGUGGAUAUAAAGGUUACCAGUCUCACUGCUGAGUCUCCCGUCGUUGGAUACGCCUGGUCCUCCACCGCUGUCGAUGCCCCUGCUGAUCCCGAGGCUGCUCUGAACUACCACGGUGCUGGCUUCGGUCAGUUUGGCCUCAACAUCAAGGAGGCUGCAUCAGCCAAGUACGCCGACUGGGCUGCCAUGGCCGAGGAGUCUGCUCCCGUCCCCGCUCCUGCUCCUGGUACUGGUGGUAACGGCACAGUUCCCAUCCCUGGAAACUCCACCGUCACUCCUCCCACUACCUCCAACGUCACCUACGAUGUCAUUGUCGUCGGCGGUGGUCCCGCUGGUAUCAUCGCCGCUGAGCGUCUUGCCGAGACCGGCGUCAGCGUUCUUCUCAUCGAGCGCGGCCCAGCCAACACCGUCGCUCUCGGAAACACUGCCCAAGGCCUCCCCUGGAACAACACCCUGACUCCCUAUGAUAUCCCCGCCCUCGGCAGCAGCCUGGGUAGCAUGGCUGCCACCAAGUUCUGCAGUGACACUGCUUCCACUGCUGGUUGUCUGCUUGGAGGAUCCAGCUCCAUCAACGGUCUUAACUUCAUCCACCCUCCUGAGCGCGACUUCUCUCGCUGGCCUAAGGGCUGGGGCUGGGCCGAUGUCUCCAAGGCUGCUGAUCGUCUUUACGAGCGUAACCCCGGCACCACUCUUCCCUCUGACGACGGCAAGUACUACAAUGACCGCACCUUCAAGGUCCUGUCUGGCUACCUGAGCGCCAAGGGCUGGAAGGAGGUUGACUCUAUCAAGGAGCCCAACGAGAAGCACCUCGUCUACUCUCGUCCUUCUUGGUCCAUCAAGAACAACAUGCGUGCUGGCCCUGCUCGUACUUACAUGCCCUUUGCUCAGGACCUCCCUAACUUCACCCUCAAGCUGGAGACAAAGGUUAUCCAGCCCAUUCGAUCCGGCAGCAAGAUCACCGGUGUCCUCACCCAGGCUGCCGACGGUAGCAAGCAGAUCAUCAAGGUCAAGGCCGGCGGCAAGGUCGUCCUCGCUGCUGGUGCCAUGUCUACUCCUCGUCUUCUCUGGAACGCUGGUAUCGGAAAGGCCGAUGCUCUCGCAAUUGUCAAGGAGGGUGCUGCCAAGACUGGUGUCACUCUUCCCCCUGCUUCUGACUUUAUUGACCUCCCCGUCGGACACCACCUCCAGGACCACGCCCAGGUCAUGCUCCAAUUCAAGAGCAACAGCAACUUCACUGCCUACAAGUUCAACGACAUUGCUACCAAGCCUGUUGAGGGUGACUUGGAUCUUUACUACCAGGGCUCUGGUCCCAUUACCCAGGCUGCCCAGCGAAUGCACCUCUGGACCUCCGCCAAGGGCGGCGACGGUCGCGAUCGCUACCUUCAGGGUACUGCCAGCGCCAUGGCCGACGGCAUCAUCACUGUCCGCAGUUUCCUGACCCACGGUACCACAACCGUUGGUGAGCUCAGCAUUGCCCCCGGUGGAAACACCAUUCUCAAGACCAAGCCCUGGUUGAUCGACCAGGAGGAUCGCAAGGCCAUGGGCGACUUCGUCCAGUACUGGCUCGAUCUCGUCGGCGGAAGCAACUCUUCCCUGUCUUACAUCACACCUGGUGCCACUGUCGACGAUAUCCUCGCCACCAAGAUGAUCAGCGGAGACCACUGGAUGGGCAGCGCCAAGAUGGGUGUUGACGAUGGCCGCAAGAGCAAUGGCAGCAGUGUUGUCGACCUUAACACAAAGGUCUACGGCACCGACAACCUUUUCGUCGUCGAUGCCUCCAUCCACCCUGAUCUUCCCACUGGCAACACCCAGGCCAUCAUUAUGGUCGCUGCCGAGCACGCCGCUGAGAAGAUUGCCGCUAUCAAGGUCGGCGGUAGCAAUACCACCGUCCCUGAGCCUAUUUCUUCUACUCCUACUCCCGUUCCUACUCCUUCCACUGGAAGUAAGUGCAAGCGAAAUCUCCACCGUCGUGGUGGUCGCGUGCCCAGGGACUUCCGUCGACGAUCGCUCUACUAA